Molecule: messenger RNA, 4097 nt
Organism: Phascolarctos cinereus (koala)
Lineage: Eukaryota; Metazoa; Chordata; Mammalia; Diprotodontia; Phascolarctidae
Source: RefSeq, a predicted model, not a curated record
UUGGUAUCCUAGCAACAUGCAGAAACUUCCUCUCAGCAAUGGCUAAAGCUCACUAACCUUGGAAACCUCCAACGGUAUGUUACCCUGGCUUUACAGGCAACUAGAAUAGGUGAGAGUUAACAGACUCCCACUGAAGCUGCCCAGAGCAUUUGGAGUAAGGAGCUCCCUUCAAACCAGGGACAGAAUGAGCUUUACCAUUAAAUUCAAGGACCUCCUGAAUCUUGCACUAGGCACCACAGACCCAGGGGUGGUGGUGAAUUUCAAUGCCCUGCAUACCCUGCUGCAUAGCAUCAUAGAACACCUCAACCUGGAGGAGCAGACGAAGGUUCUUCCAGGGAGUGAGAAGGACUACCUCCCACGUAGCCCCUUUCAGGUUACAUCUGGGAAGAAGCCUGGGGAGAAGUCAGAAGAGAGUGAAGAGGAUAUAUUAUACCGUACACCAUCUGAUAGGAUCAUCAGCACCUUUGACCAGCGGCUGUCUGUAGUGGAAAGCCAGGUGGCCUUUCUGGAGGCACUGCCCUCCACCGAGCAGCUGCUGGAAAGCAGUCAGCCCUUCAAAAAACCAGCCCAAGAUAUGUGGCAGAUGUUGAAGCUCCAAAAAAAGGUAGAAGGGAAUGAAGAAGGAAUGACAAAGGCCAUGCAAACACUGCAGGAACUGCUCACCACUAUUUAUACCCUUCAGUCAGACACAGAUUACUUCAGGAUGGAAAUGGAACAGCUGAAGGAAAAGCUUGACAAGAUCAGCCUAGAUGAAGUAAAUAAACACUCCCAAGAAUUGAAAAAUCAGCAGGAUCAGGUGAAAAAUCUUCAGCUUGACAUGGAAGAUGUCAAGAAUAAGCUUUGCUGCUUCCCUGAUGGAAGUGACAUCAUGCAGUGGACCACCUUACAUGAUGCCAUGUAUUCCCAAGCUGACAUCAAAGAGACUUCUGAGAAGGCUGAGGCUAAGACCUCUGAAGUUACCCCUGAAGUUACCUCUGAAGUUACCCCUCAAGUUACACCAGAAGUUACCUCUGAAGAAGCUUCUAAAACUCUUAAAAUUCCGAAAACUCCAAACACCAGAAUCCCACCUGUCAAGACUGCCCAACCAAGAUCAGAUACUAUGCCAUCCCCUUUUGGUAAAGCCCUUGUUGCCAGGGGCAUCACUGUUGGUCCAGAAACUGUUGCUUCCAUGGGCAUUGCCAUUGAUCCAGGCAUCCUCACUGCCAUGGGCAUCACCACUGAUCCACACAUCCUUGCCACUAUGGGCAUCACUCCUAUCCCAGGUGCUGGCUUGGGGACUGCUGGAGAGCCAGGUGCCACUGCUGCCUCUACCACUGGCCAAUCAUUCAUUGGUCCAUCAUCCACUGGCCAGUCAUCCACUGCAGGACCAUCACUGGGUAUUUCCCCAGACCUCAAUUGGAAUGCUUCAUCUUUCCUUGCUGCUUUGGGCAUCACCCCUAAUGAAACCACUCUUGAUGAACUGGGCCUUGACACUAAUGCAGACAGCCUCACUGCUUUGGGUUCCACAGUUGAUCCAGCCACCCUUGUUGCACUAGCAAUCCUCACUGGCAAAGGCUUGCCCACCAAACUCCAUCCCCCAGUUUCAGUUCCAACUUUGCCAGAGGUCCCAGGCACCGCUACUGAAUCAAAAACCCUUGUUGUUCCAGAGAGUUCCACCAGCCUAGAUGCCACCGCUGGUAAGGGCACCUCAGCGGCAGUAAGCUCCCCUCACUCCCCUGUCAAGUCUUCCUCUCAGGUGUCUGAAGGAAUUGUAUCCUCAACCAAGUCCCUUAAGCAGCUGCUGACAGGUCAACCUUUCAGUGCAGAAGGAAAAAGACUAAUUGUAAAGAGGUUUAUGGGAAGCUUGAUCAAUUUACCAACACAGUACAAUAGCCUAAAGGAACAAUUUGCCAAGUUGGAAGAUGAGGUGCAGCAGCAGGCUAACUGUUUAGCAAAUCUUCAGUUUCUAAGUUCUCAUGGGCUCACACCCCAGCUAGACACUGAGAUGAGCACACUGCAGGACAAGAUAAAUACUCUCCAGGAAUCAGGACGAAAGAAUAAGACUUAUGAGCAGCAUUUGGAAAAGGUGCAGGAACACUGUAACCUGUUGGAAAAGGUCACUGAAACUCUGCAGGAUAAAAUGGAGGAUAUCAAGGGCCUUAAAAUAGUGGUGAAACAACUAGAAAUGAGAAAGGUGGAUAAAACUCGGAUGGAAGAACAAAUGAAAGAGAAAGCAGAUAAGAGUGCUCUGGCCUUCAAAGCAAGCCGGGCUGACUUGGAGUUCGCAACAGUUCAGUUACAUGACAUGAUGCACGACAUGCUGCAGAAGAUAUCUCUCCAUGAACAGGACUGGCAGAAGGUGCUGGAGAAGCUUUUCCUUGAUAUGGACUCCAAGCUGGGCCACGUGGACCUAGAUCCUAUGAAGAAACAGAUGGAGCAUAUCUGGAAAUUUGUAAAAAAGCACCUGAGUGAGGGCCCUCGCUUUGAUGCAGACAGUGCAGCUGGCUUUAAGAAGCAACUCUUUGAGCGGGUAAAAUGCAUCUCUUGUGACCGGCCUGUGGAAAUGAUGACAAGCCCGCAGUUGAUUAGUAUCCAGAAAAAAAACUUGUACCCCUAUGCCAGACCAGUCAGUGCAAACAGCUAUGAAUAUCUCCAACCGCUGAAGUUAAGAGGCGUGACGAGCAGAAUUAUACCAUGCAACAAUUACACAAUGAAAGGUUAUAAACCAAUUUUUGGACUGAAAAAACAGGGUGCGAUGAUUAUGCGGUGGCAACAAUUAUGCAGUAAAGUACGAGAACAGCAACGAGUACAACACCUGCAACCUAUACAGGGAAUGACCAACCUCCCCGAACAAGCCAACGUGCCCAGAGAUGGUCAGUCAUAUUGGGAUAACAAUUCUAGCCUGAGGCCAAUCAUGAAGAUACCGAACCUCACCACCCUUUAUCCAUAUGGGGAUCCAUCUGUGUUUCCUGAGAAUAGUGAAGUGAACAUUCUGGGAGUGGAUGGGGUCAUGUACAAAGGCAGGAUGGCCUCUCAUGGUGCUCCACAUUCCAUUAUUACUGAGAAGGACCUGGCAGGAUUAAAGAUCCCAAGGCCCCCACCAUCCCGCAGUGGAUGUGAGCGAAUACGUUCCAGUAUCUCUGGUACCAUCUACCCUGCCUCACGCCCCAGAACCAGCAUGACAGCUGAUGUUCUGCAGCAGCUCACUUUGCAUCCCAGGCUGACUUCAGGAACUCUCCAGCACUCCCCAUUCUCAACUGCAGAUAUGUCCAACACCAAUAACAGGCCUGUUUGCAGACCAACUACCAGCGGUGGCCCGUUUGUCGUCAAGCCUAGCUCUGCUUCUUUGCCUGUCAAUGGCUUCAAUCCCAUUUCACCAGAAGAGGGAACCAGCAUGUGAGCCCCUCCCACUCCCUCUUCCACUGAUGUAGCCCUCUCUCUUCCAUCAGGAGUCCUCCACUCACAGCCCAUCCCCUAACAGAGAUCAAGCUGGUAAUGGAUUCCAUGGCCAAACAAAGCUGGAUGGAUUUGAAAUCAGAGAACCUGGGUUUAAAUCUCAGCCCUGCCACAUAUUACCUUGUGACCUUGGACAAGUCACUUGCUCUCUUUGGGUCUUGAUUUCCUCAUCUGUAAAAUAAGGAGGUUGAAUUAAAUGGCUGUUAAGAUCCCUCCUCUUCUAAAUCAGUGAUCCCUCUGGGGCCAUCUCUUGUCCUUCCGUCCUUCAGUAUUCUAGCUUGCUGUAAAAAUGCUGGGGAAUUAUCAGUUGCUUUAAAAUAAAGUGGAUUGUUUAAGGGGUAUGAGGCAUGGAUCCAGCUGAAAUUCUCAGACUGCUGUUGGGGAAAAUCAGCCCUGCACCUCUCCCAUUGGUCAUCUUCCCAUAGGUAGAGCAUCUUCUCAUAUGCUGACACUUCUGCUCACCCCAAUACUUUUCUCCCCAGGGUGAAGAGGGGAGUGGUGAAUGACCCUCGAGAGAGCUAGGCCAGUCCAGCCCGAAUUUUAUGGCAAGAGUUGGCAAAUAGUAAUAAUCAUGGGCUCCUGGAUGCAGAGCUAGAAGGGAACUCAAAGGUCUUCUAGUCCAUCCCCUUAUUUUCAGAUGAGGAAACUGAGGCCCAGGAAGC